Ananas comosus (pineapple) is the source of this 799-nucleotide messenger RNA. RefSeq names its product glutathione S-transferase U17-like. NCBI's taxonomy places the organism in Eukaryota, Viridiplantae, Streptophyta, Magnoliopsida, Poales, Bromeliaceae. The record is from RefSeq and is a predicted model, not a curated record. Gene Ontology annotation, cellular component: cytoplasm. The transcript has 2 exons. Gene Ontology annotation, biological process: glutathione metabolic process. Gene Ontology annotation, molecular function: glutathione transferase activity. Bases 9 to 695 code for a protein of 228 amino acids.
CAUAUAAUAUGGCAGCGUCAGGAGAUGAAGUGAAACUCUUAGGAGCGUGGGCGAGCCCCUACGUGAUUAGAGUAAGAAUUGCUUUGGAACUCAAGGAGGUGAGCUACGAGUACCUGGAGCAAGAGAUUUGGGAAAAUAAGAGUGAGCUCCUCCUCAAAUCCAACCCCGUGUACAAGAAGGUGCCAGUUUUGAUCCACAAGGAUCGGCCCAUUUGCGACUCCGCAAUCAUACUCCAAUACAUCGACGAAGCUUGGGCCGGAACUGGGCCCUCGAUUCUUCCCUCGGAUCCUUACGAACGCGCCGUCGCGCUCUUUUGGGCCAGCUAUGUUACUGACACGUGGCUCUCUACUACAAAAAAGAUUAUAAAUGCAAGUACGGAAAAAGAGAAAGCAGAGACUGUAGAGCAAUCGUUGGUAGGACUCUCUUUACUAGAAGAGGCUUACGAAAAAAGCUUCAAAGGGAAGCCCUUCUUUGGCGGAGACAACAUAGGCUAUUUGGACAUCGCUUUGGGAUGCUUUUUGGGUUGGUUGAGAGCAUUAGAGAAGAUAUCAGGUAUCAAACUCAUCGACAGGGCAAAGCUCCCUCUCUUAGCGGAAUGGGCAGAGCACUUCGGCGCCGUCGCAACCGUGGAGAAGCUGAUCCCGAAAACCGACAAGCUGGUAGAGUAUUAUACGAAGGUGCACCAACCUAAGUAGAAUGUUAGUGCCUCGAAUAACUGAUCUAGUAUUCAAAUACUAUAGCAAGACAAUUUGUCAAGAAUAAAGGGCGUGUGUUGAAUAAAAAGAAUUAACAAGUUUAA